Symphalangus syndactylus (siamang) is the source of this 4011-nucleotide messenger RNA. RefSeq names its product ALG12 alpha-1,6-mannosyltransferase (gene ALG12). Gene Ontology annotation, biological process: protein N-linked glycosylation. The record is from RefSeq and is a predicted model, not a curated record. Gene Ontology annotation, molecular function: alpha-1,6-mannosyltransferase activity. Gene Ontology annotation, cellular component: endoplasmic reticulum membrane. Lineage: Eukaryota; Metazoa; Chordata; Mammalia; Primates; Hylobatidae.
CGCGCGCAGCCCGCGGCGGCCAUCUUUACUCAGGGCAUAGAGGGUCUCUGCGGCCCCAGCGGCCGGGGCUGCGGUAGCCGCUUUAGAUUCGGGCAAGGAUUUCGCUCUGUUCUGUUUCCGCCGUCCCGCUUCCUGGCGAGGCCGGCCCAGGCAGCCGCGCUCCGAAGGACGCCGCCGGGAGCUGCGGAGCAUGCGUGGAGUGGCAGUGCUAACGGCUGGUGUCUCACACCGUUGGCCUGUGAAGGUACGUGAAGCUGAAAGACUGGAAUGGCUGGAAAGGGGUCAUCAGGCAGGCAGCACCUGCUGCUGGGGCUGCUGGUGGCCGUAGCCACUGUCCACCUGGUCACCUGUCCCUACACCAAAGUGGAGGAGAGUUUCAACCUGCAGGCCACACAUGACCUGCUCUACCACUGGCAAGACCUGGAGCAGUACGACCACCUCGAGUUCCCCGGAGUCGUCCCCAGGACGUUCCUCGGGCCAGUGGUGAUCGCGGUGUUCUCCAGCCCCGCGGUUUACGUGCUUUCGCUGUUAGAAAUGUCCAAGUUUUAUUCUCAGCUAAUAGUUAGAGGAGUGCUUGGACUCGGCGUGAUUUUUGGACUCUGGACAUUACAAAAGGAAGUGAGACGGCAGUUUGGGGCCAUGGUGGCCACCAUGUUCUGCUGGGUGACGGCCGUGCAGUUCCAUCUGAUGUUCUACUGCACGCGGACACUGCCCAAUGUGCUGGCCCUGCCCGUAGUCCUGCUGGCCCUCGCGGCCUGGCUGCGGCACGAGUGGGCCCGCUUCAUCUGGCUGUCAGCCUUCGCCAUCAUCGUGUUCAGGGCGGAGCUGUGCCUGUUCCUGGGCCUCCUGCUGCUGCUGGCCUUGGGCAACCGAAAGGUUUCUGUGGUCAGAGCCCUUCGCCACGCCAUCCCAGCAGGGAUCCUUUGUUUAGGACUGACGGUUGCUGUGGACUCUUAUUUUUGGCAGCAGCUCACGUGGCCGGAAGGAAAGGUGCUUUGGUACAAUACUGUCCUGAACAAAAGCUCCAACUGGGGGACCUCCCCGCUGCUGUGGUACUUUUACUCAGCCCUGCCCCGCGGCCUGGGCUGCAGCCUGCUCUUCGUCCCCCUGGGCUUGGUAGACAGAAGGAUGCACGCGCUGACGGUGCUGGCGCUGGGCUUCGUGGCACUCUACUCCCUCCUGCCACACAAGGAGCUACGCUUCAUCAUCUAUGCCUUCCCCAUGCUCAACAUCACGGCUGCCAGAGGCUGCUCCUACCUGCUGAAUAACUAUAAAAAGUCUUGGCUGUACAAAGCGGGGUCUCUGCUUGUGAUCGGACACCUCGUGGUGAAUGCCGCCUACUCGGCCACGGCCCUGUAUGUGUCCCAUUUCAACUACCCAGGUGGUGUCGCGAUGCAGAGGCUGCACCAGCUGGUGCCCCCCCAGACAGAUGUCCUUCUGCACAUUGACGUGGCAGCCGCCCAGACAGGUGUGUCUCGGUUUCUCCAAGUCAACAGCGCCUGGAGGUACGACAAGAGGGAGGAUGUGCAGCCGGGGACAGGCAUGCUGGCGUACACACACAUCCUCAUGGAGGCGGCCCCUGGGCUCUUGGCCCUCUACAGGGACACACACCGGGUCCUGGCCAGCGUCGUGGGGACCACAGGAGUGGUCUUCAAAAAGUUCAUGGAAAAUGCAUAUUAUGACAAAACUAAGCAUGCAUUUCAAAAUUCUUUUGCUCCAAAAUAAACUCAUACUAACUUGUUAUAACAUGCCUGAAUAGAUCUACUUUGAGACAGUAAGAAUCAGUGUGAAAAGGGCUCCUAGCAGAACAUGAAUUCUGCAAAAACUGAAGCAUCAAAUCUAUAGUGAACCUCGGGUGGAAGAAUGGUGAAAAUCACUGAUGCUUUACAAAAAGUGUAUGAGGACAGUGCCCUAAAAAAAUCAGCAGUAUACACAUAGAUACCUCGUUUUAAGAAGGGUCAAGACAACGAUGGAGAUGAAGACCACAGUGGCAGACCAUCCACAUCAAUUUGCAAGGAAAAAAUUCAUCUUGUUCAUGCUCUGAUUAAAGAGGACUGACGAUUAACAGAACAAAUAGCCAAGACCACAGACAUCUCAACUGGUUCAAAAUUGAAGUUGAGCAAGCUUUCCACUCGAUGGGUGCCAAAACCGUUGUGCCCAGAUCAGCUGCAGACAAGAGCAGAGCUUUCAAUGGGAAUUUUAAACAAGUGGCAUCAAGACCCUGAAACAUUUCCUUGAAUUAUAACAGGAGAUGGAACAGGGCUUUACCAGUACCAUCCUGAAGACAAACCACAAUCAAAGCAAUGGCUACCAAGAGGUAGAAGUGACCUAGUCAAGGCAAAUGUGGACAAGUCAAAGUAAGGUCAUGGCAACAGUUUCUUGGGAUGCUCAAUGCAUUUUGCUUGUUGACUUUCUGGAGGGCCAAAGAACAGUAACAUCUUUUUCUUUUUUUUUUGGCGAUGGAGUCUCGCUGUUGCCCAGGCUGGAGUGCAGUGGCACAAUCUCAGCUCGCUGCAAGCUCUGCCUCCCAGGUUCACGCCAUUCUCCUACCUCAGCCUUCUGAGUAGCUGGGACUACAGGCACCCGCCACCACGCCUGGCUAAUUUUUUGUAUUUUUAGUGGAGACGGGAUGGGGUUUCACCAUGUUAGCCAGGAUGGUCUUGAUCUCCUGACCUUGUGAUCCGCUCACCUCGGCCUCCCUAAGUGCUGGGAUUACAGGCAUGAGCCACCGUGUCUGGCCACAAUAACAUCUUAUUAUGAGAGUGUUUUGAGAAAGUUAGCCAAAGCUUUAGGAAAAAAACACCCAGGAAAGCCUCACCAGUGUCUUUCUCCACAAUGACAAUGCUCCUGGCUCAUUCUUCUCAUCAAAUAAGGGCAAUUCUUCAAGAGUUUUGUUGGGAAAUCAUUAGGCAUCCACCUUACAGUCCCAAUUUCGCUCCUUCUUUGUUUCCUCAUUUUAAAAAAUCUUUAAAAGCACUCAUUUUUUCUUCCAUUAAUAAUGUUAAAAAGGCUGCACUGACAUGGUUAAAUUCCCAGUGCUCGCAGUUCUUUAGGGGUGGACUAAAUGGCUGGUGUCACAGCUUACAAAAGUAUCUUGACCUUGAUGGAGCUUACAUGGAGAAAUAAAAAUGUUGUUUUGUUGUUGUUGUCGUUGUUGCUGGUUUUAAGAGAGAGGAUCUUGCUCUGUUGUCCAGGCUGGAGUGCAGUGGUGUGAUCACAGCGCACUACAACCUCAAACUCCUGGGCUCAAGUGAUCCUCCUGCCUCUGCCUCCCAAGUAGCUGGGACUACAGGUAUGCACUACUACACCUGGCUAAUUUCUUGAACUCCUGGCCUCAAGCAGUCCUCCCACCUCAGCCUCCCAAAGUACUGGGAUUACAAACAUAAGCCACUGUGCCCAGCCAAAAAAUAAAGUUUUUAUUUUUUAUCUUUUACUUCAAUAUUUCCACAAAUUUUUUAAAGUCCCUUCGUAUAAUGACUGGUAAUUUCAUUCAUUGAAGAGACAGUUCUGAGGCUCAUACAAAGAGCUUUUUAUUAUCUGAGACAGACCUGAGAAAUUAAGGAACCUGCCUAAAACAUCAUUUCCAGGCAGGGAAACAAACAGCUUGCAGCUGGGGUUUUGAACAGGAAAGCAAGGUGGGAAUGGCUAAGAAUCAACAUAUUUUCUAGUUGCACCCACAGUCCCCUCAUUCAAGUACAGUCAGAGUCAUGUGACUGUCAGCACUGGGCCUCUUGUCCAUCUUCCUGCAGGACUGUCAGCAACUGGAGGGCACAGACGGUUUGACCAUUGAGUGCCUGGUUUCAACAAACGUCCACCAACCAAAUGAAGAGAAUGUACGAGAUAAAACGACUCUCCUAGUGUCAUUCAAGAAGGGCCAUAUUUUCUGUUGAGUAAAGCAAGCCCUCAUUUUUUUCUGCAACCCCCUUUUAUACACUGUUACUCAGAACACUUCAACUAAAAAUACAGCAGCAUGAAGCUGAAACCUUAAAAAAAAAAAAAAAAAAACAUAAA